CCUAAACCAGUUGAGCAUUGGCCCAGCCCAGACUGUCAGCCUCGAACACGCAAACCAGCUCCGCAACACACCUCACUUCGCCACGGUUGCUGCUUGCCACGACAACCCAAAAUGCAGACUAUGCUGAAUCCCCAGUCAACACUGAAAUUGUCAUCAUACAGGCUUGGACGGCCAGCCGGCCGGCCUGUGCCUUGCCAUGCGACCGCCCGCACUCGGACACGCACACAUGCUGGGAAUUCGGACUCCGACAACGUAUCUGGGACCUAUGAAUCAGGCAGUGCAAGCGAUAGCGAGGCUAGCACCAGCGGCGCGCCGAAUCCCAACCUGAAGUUGCCGAAAAUCGGAUACUUCUCUAUUGCGGACACGAAGGCGGAGGUAUACUCGCGCGCGGGUGAGAAGUUUGACCCUGCCAAGAAGGGGGGGCGCUACAAGCCCGAGUUCAUCUGGAACACGGACUGGCAGACGGCGUUGGAGCGCGAGGAGUCGCUACGGCGCAAGCAGGAGGAGGCCAAGAACCGGCCUAAGGAGCCCACCACGGGCUUCCUCAGCUUCAGCCGACUGGCUGAGCUCGACCGCAUGGAUGUGGACCUGAGCGACGUGCUGGCUCGCAAGCGGCAGGAGGAGGCUGAGCUUAAGGAGGCACUGGCACGCCAGGUCCAGCUGGGUGCAGGGAACGGCGGCAAGGCCGGCGGUAGCUCCGCCGCCGCCCGCAAACCGCCCCCCGCCGCCGCACCCUCCGGCAAGGUGGCCACAGCCGCAAUGUUCACGCGCAAGGAGUCGGCCAAGCUCAGCCGCACCAGCCGCUCCUCUGCGCGCACGGCGGUGAUUGUGGAGGUGCCGGCGCUGGACGCCGAGAAGGCCCGGCUGGCGGAAGAGGAGCGCAUUCGCUACGACGCGCUCAAAGUCGAGCAGCAGCUCUGGACGCUGGCCUUCACGGCCGCAGGCUUCGCCAUGACUUACACGACCUACACUAAGGAUGUGGCGUUCUCGUACCUGGUGGGGGCGCUGGGCGGCUUCGCCUACCUGCGCCUGCUGAGCAAGUCGGUGGACUCGGUGGGCGGCGAGGGCGGGCUGGCCAGCGGCGUCAACAGCGUCGCCUCGCAGCCGCGCCUGCUCAUCCCCAUCAUCCUGGGCCUGGGCUACAACCGAUGGAACCAGCUGUACGCGGAGCAGCUGGGCGUGACGCUGGAGCUGCUGCCCAUCCUGGUUGGCUUCUUCACCUACAAGCUGGCGGUCAUUACACGGCAGUACAAGGAUGUGUUUGAUGGCAACCUGUAGGGCGCGCAGUGGCGGCGGUGGCGUGGUGGGUGGCGUGGCGUGGCAGAGGCCCAGCCAUGUAGCCGGCCGUUGUUUAGAGGGGAUAGGUUUGCGAGCACGGAUGUGGGCGAUUCUGACGAUCGGUAUACCGUUUUUGGGCUGAGCUCCUAAGCGCAGCGAUUCAGGGGGGGCGAAGGUGGUGGUGGAGGGCCUGGCCUCACUAGGAGCAGCAGCAGCGGUAGCGGCCCUGGGUCCGGCGGCAGCGGCCCUGGGCCCAGCAGUUGCGGCGUGCAUGUGCGUAGCGGAGGGGGCGAGCUAGGCCACGUGGAGGAAGACAGCGCGGCGUCGCCCAACAAGCGGCGCCGGCGCGCAGGUUGAGGCCGGCCGGUGUCUUGUUAGCGGUCUUUGCUGGCAAGCAUUGCACAGCACAGUAUGUGGUAGGCCGCAGCAGGGAGGAGUGUUGUGGCUAGAGGAUUUCCUGCUGUUUGGGCUGUGCUUGUGCUGGGCGGCGGGACGUGUGUGACUGGACGCAUGGCGCCCGUGCCUGUACGAACCGACCCCGGCUAUGUCCGGGAGAUGAGGUAGACGCUUGCGGCCUCAGACCUUCGUGUCAUCUUCGCUGUGAGCUCUCGGACUGUGGGAGGAAGCCUGACAUCACAGGCGCGUUAAGGGCGUGGUGGUCGGUUCGCAAGUGUGUGUGUUGGUGUGUUGGUGUGGUAUGUGGCUAGUAAUUCUGCGUAUGAUCCAAUUACCUAUUGGCUGAAGAACCUCACCUGACUGGGGCCAAUUGUGUAUUGGCUCGAGGGUCUACAGGGCGCGUACGGUAUGCCGGCGUUUGUGAGCACCAUGUACUUGAUGCUCCAACUUGGACUAUUACCAGAAUUCCUUUUGAGUUCGCGCGGAUGUCACGUGGGAUGCAUGAUCGACACAGCGACUGUUGCGGCGGGUGCGUGCAGGUGCAAGCCGGCGCGGGCGCACUUGCGCGUGGUGGAGCCGUGGAGGGGCCAAGGCGGGAAUGAGCCUGACACGGCCGUCCAAUGGCAUUCGCCGCUCUGGCAUUCUGGCAACACAUCGUUAUCAACCAUAAAUU
This is a messenger RNA of Chlamydomonas reinhardtii, 2347 nucleotides long. RefSeq lists its product as uncharacterized. The transcript has 3 exons. The coding region runs from base 112 to 1278 and encodes 388 amino acids. NCBI's taxonomy places the organism in Eukaryota, Viridiplantae, Chlorophyta, Chlorophyceae, Chlamydomonadales, Chlamydomonadaceae. The record is from RefSeq and is a predicted model, not a curated record.